This is a messenger RNA of Erigeron canadensis, 529 nucleotides long. Its product is annotated as early light-induced protein 2, chloroplastic-like. Lineage: Eukaryota; Viridiplantae; Streptophyta; Magnoliopsida; Asterales; Asteraceae. The transcript has a single exon. The record is from RefSeq and is a predicted model, not a curated record. The coding region runs from base 1 to 492 and encodes 163 amino acids.
AUGGCUGCUACAUCAGUUUUCAUCACAAUUACAAGCCUCAACAACAAAAUCACAAACUUUUCAUCACAAUGUUUUCUCAAGAAAAAUACCAUCAGGUGCAUGUCCUCUCCUCAAGAUGGCUCCACGACUACACCGCCACAUGCGAAAGUCAGCACCAAGUUUACUGACUUGUUGGCAUUCAGUGGACCAGCACCCGAACGGGUAAACGGGAGGUUGGCUAUGAUUGGGUUCGUGUCCGCAAUGGCUGUGGAGUUGACCAAUGGUCAAGAUCUCUUUACCCAGAUAUCCAACGGAGGACUAACGUUGUUUGUUGGGACAAGCGUUGUGUUGACAUUGGCAUCGUUAGUGCCGUUGUUUCAAGGGGUGAGAGCCGAGGCCAAAUCAAACGGGGUGAUGACUUCAGAUGCCGAGUUGUUGAAUGGACGUGUCGCCAUGUUGGGUUUGAUUGCUUUGGCUUUCACCGAGUUUGUUACUGGAAGUGCCCUUGUGUAAUUCUAUCCAGCUAGAAGCUGAAUUAUAGAUAUACAUA